AUGCCAGCCCAAAAUGUGCACGACGUCCCUCAUGGGUUCGACUAUGAUAAUCAGCCUGUCGCCUCUGGUGAUGGCAAGACCAAAGAAGGUGGCCGACACAGCAUAGGCCAUGGCGCAGAAAACGCCGAAGCUGACGACCUCCUGGCUGUCUUGGGUUAUCAAUCCGAAUUGUCGCGAAACAGAUCUACCUGGCAGGUCGCCUUCAUGUCCUUCGUGCUCGCAUCAGUACCCUACGGUCUUGCGACAACCCUUUAUUAUCCCCUCAUUGGUGGUGGCCCUUCUGCGAUCAUCUGGGGUUGGGUUCUUGUAUGCUGCAUCAUCAUCUGCGUAGCUAUCUCGCUUGGUGAGAUCACUUCAGUAUAUCCUACCGCUGGUGGUGUCUACUACCAGACCUAUAUGCUCUCUCCUCCAAAAUGGCGAAAUAUUACCGCUUGGAUUUGCGGUUGGGCUUAUGUCAUGGGCAACAUCACCAUCACUCUCGCCGUCAACUUCGGUACCACACUUUUCCUCGUCGGAUGUGUCAAUAUCUUCCAGGAUAGCGAAGGCAAUGGUGUAUGGGCUGCGACCAACUGGCAAAUCUGGUUGACUUUCGUUGGUAUCACAUUGCUUUGCAAUGCUACCUCUUCCCUUGGUAACCGGUGGUUGCCGCUGUUAGAUACAUUCGCCAUCUUCUGGACGUUCGCUGGUGUCAUUUGCAUCAUCGUGUGCGCUCUUUCUCUUGCAAAAGGCGGUCGCAACAAGGCCAGUUAUGCAUUCGGCGGGUUUGAAGCAAGUUCGGGAUGGACUCCGGGCUGGUCUUGGUGCAUCGGCUUGCUGCAUGGAGCAUAUGCCACCUCGGCUACUGGCAUGAUUCUUUCCAUGUGCGAAGAAGUGAAAGAGCCUGCAACACAAGUACCGAAAGCCAUGGUUGGAACCAUCGUCUUGAACGCCAUCUGCGGUUUCAUCUUCCUCGUUCCUCUAUGCUUCGUCCUACCUCCAAUUGAGGAUGUCAUCGUUGCAUCUUCUCCAGUUCCCUACAUCCUCAAAAUCGCAAUUGGAAACGAUGGUGGAGCAUUCGCGUUGACUGUACCUCUUCUGGUACUGGCCUUUUUCUGUGGUGUUGGAUGCACAACUGCCGCUUCCCGGUGCACCUGGGCCUUCGCUCGUGAUGGAGCCAUCCCCGGUUCUCGCUACUGGAAGCAAGUCAACACCAAAUUAGAUGUCCCGCUCAACGCAAUGAUGCUGAGCAUGGUUGUUCAAAUCAUUCUCGGUGUUAUCUAUUUUGGUUCAGUUGCUGCCUUCAACGCCUUUAGCGGUGUCGGUGUCAUUUUCCUGACCAUCAGUUAUACCAUGCCCAUCCUAGUUUCACUUAUUGGAGGACGAAAGUCUUUGAAACAAGGUCAUUACGAUUUUGGAAUCUUCGGUGUCAUCUGCAAUGUUGUUGCUAUCUGCUGGUGUCUCUUCAUCACUCCACUUUUCAGUAUGCCAUCCUUCCUACCUACGACACCAGAUACAAUGAACUAUGCUUCCGUGGUCUUCGUAGGUGGUGUGGCCAUUUCAGGAGCGUGGUACCUCGCCUGGGGUCGCAAGAAUUACAAGGGUCCUCCAGCCAAAGAGGAAGAUAUCGCAAGACGAAGGAGCUCUGUGAUUUCGGCCCAUUGA
Messenger RNA from Exophiala bonariae, 1641 nucleotides. RefSeq lists its product as uncharacterized. The transcript is spliced from 5 exons. Bases 1 to 1641 code for a protein of 546 amino acids. Gene Ontology annotation, cellular component: membrane. Gene Ontology annotation, biological process: amino acid transport; transmembrane transport. Gene Ontology annotation, molecular function: transmembrane transporter activity. NCBI's taxonomy places the organism in Eukaryota, Fungi, Ascomycota, Eurotiomycetes, Chaetothyriales, Herpotrichiellaceae. The record is from RefSeq and is a predicted model, not a curated record.